AUGAACACUAUAAAAUCAUUCUGGGUUGGUUGGGGCUCACUAUGUGUCGCCGGCGGGACAGCAUACUAUUUCGCAAAGCAGUCGAUUAACGCAGAUAGAGCUGCGCGAUUUGAGGCAGAUCAGAAACGCAAGAGGCAGCAAGCAGCCCUAGAAUACUCUAGCAGUACAGGUGGUUACGCGGGGUCAGGAAGCAAUGGUGGACCAGCGAAAUCAGACAGUGCCGGUUCCCCAAGCCACGAAGUUUCGACAACUGAGCCUGCGCCGAUAAGGCAUGCACCAGAGAGCGAGGGACAGCGUGUAAGAGAGAAGAGCAAAUAUGAGCCGACGGAACCAUUUAGGUCGAGAAAGGGCGAUCGAUUCAGUUAA
Molecule: messenger RNA, 366 nt
Organism: Sclerotinia sclerotiorum 1980 UF-70
Lineage: Eukaryota; Fungi; Ascomycota; Leotiomycetes; Helotiales; Sclerotiniaceae
Exons: 4
Coding region: 1-366 (121 amino acids)
Source: RefSeq, a predicted model, not a curated record